Messenger RNA from Dichotomopilus funicola, 1293 nucleotides. RefSeq lists its product as uncharacterized. The transcript is spliced from 2 exons. The record is from RefSeq and is a predicted model, not a curated record. The coding region runs from base 1 to 1293 and encodes 430 amino acids. Lineage: Eukaryota; Fungi; Ascomycota; Sordariomycetes; Sordariales; Chaetomiaceae.
AUGCCCCCCAAACGCAACGCCUCCAGCGCAGGCAGUCGCGCCAAGAAGCCGCGUCCAUCCAACGAGUCCCCGGCAAAGCCCCCGGCAGCAGAGCCCCCGGGACCGGCAGGCGACGCGAACAACGACAGCGGCGACGAGUUCGCCAACGACGAGGAAAGGGCCGCCGCGGCCGCCGCAAUCCCCCGCAACAAGCGAUGGUCAGCUGUGUCCGGGUCGGCCAACGCCGAUGGCGACUACAAGUUUGCGAUCCGCAACCCGGCGAAGGCGUAUAAGUUUGUGUGCAUGUGUCGGCCGCCGUUUGUGAAUGGAGAGGAGGAGGAGGAGGAUGGGGAAGAGGUAGUAGAACGGGAUGGUACCAAGAAGAGCAAGCGCGCGAAGUGUGAUGGUGGGAAGACUUGUCUGUGUGAUAAGCCGGCUGCUGAGCAUAUGGAGCACCCGUGGAAGUUUACGUUUGCUGGCAAGCGCAAGUUCUUCACGCAGCUGACGCAUUGCCAGCUGCGGAGCCCGGACAACUUUGGCAUGUACACGUUCAACGACCAUGAGGGGUACGGUGUGGUAGAGGUGCUGCAGAAUAUGGUGCUCGACUUUGAAGAGGCGGAGGGGAAUUACAAGGAGCAAUGGGCGGUUUGUGAAGCGUUGGGGAUGUUCUUGAAGACGGACUUUGCGGGGGAUCUUUCUCACGUUGAUGGCGCUGAUCUCAUUGACGCGACAUACCAACUCAUCGGCCGUCUCUUCAUGUCGAUGCUUGCUCUCCUAGAGCGGAAGAACCUUCUCUCCAAAGACUCCGAGAUCAAGAACCUCGACGUGGUGAUGGCCAUUUUCUUGGAGGUGGCGCAUGGUGCCCGAUGCUACGGGUUCCUCGAAGACCCUGCGACAGAAGCCCUUGGCCCCGCCAAAGACAAGAAGACAUGGCAGCCAGAUUACUUCGACAACAACAUCGUUGCCUACGCCCGCAAGUACGAUAUCGAGCUAACCGGGAUUCACGGGCUUGACAAGCUGAUCGAGGACGCUGACGCGGAUGUUGAUCUGCCCGUGCCCACGUCCAACGCGGCCGACAAGGCGGACCCGUUUGGGUUUGUCAAGGGGCUGAAGGCGUACAAGAAGGAGCAUGGGGGCGUCACUGCGUUUUUGGCGCAGACCAAGAAGCCGAACUCAGUCAUUGGAGGUGAUCACUUGGACAUCACCUCCUGGACUAGUGCGAAGCGGAAGAGCAAGGCGUUCAACGAGAAGGACCCGCUGGGGAAGGAGGAACUGGCGGCGCUGAAGAAGGGAGCAGUCUUGUCGCUUGCCUGA